Molecule: messenger RNA, 513 nt
Organism: Nicotiana tabacum (common tobacco)
Lineage: Eukaryota; Viridiplantae; Streptophyta; Magnoliopsida; Solanales; Solanaceae
Source: RefSeq, a predicted model, not a curated record
AUGUCAAAGAUUGAAGAGAUCGACACACGUGUUAAAACAUACCUAUACGAUAUUGGCUAUCACAAAUGGUCUCGGGUACAUGCUAAGGUGAACAGAACGUGGACGAUGACAUCAAACAUUGCAGAGUCAUUGAAUACGGUAACCAAAGAUGCAAGAGAGUUGCAUGUAGUAGAACUAUUAGAGUACAUGAGGAUUCUUCUUGAACAUUGGACUAAUGAAAAGUUAUUGAAUGCAAAGGGUACGUUAACAUACCUUGGGAAAAAAUAUAACAAAGAAUUGGAAGACAACAGGACAUUAUCGCAGAAGAUGAGAGUGAGGGCUUCAAUAGAUUACACCCAUAAUGUGAUAGAUAGUGUGAAGCGCUUCAUUAUUUAUGAAAUACCAGUAGACCCGCUGCCUGACGAAAGCAAAUGGAAUGUGCCACAACAUAUAGUUGAAGAAGUUGUAAAGCCACCUACCGGGAAAAGGCAGUCAGGGAGACCUCAAAAACAAAGAUACAAACCUUAUGAUUAA